This is a messenger RNA of Rhizophagus irregularis DAOM 181602=DAOM 197198, 207 nucleotides long. The record is from RefSeq and is a predicted model, not a curated record. NCBI's taxonomy places the organism in Eukaryota, Fungi, Glomeromycota, Glomeromycetes, Glomerales, Glomeraceae.
AUGCAAGAUGAUAUUAACACUAAAGCUUUGGCAUAUGCCCAAAAGCGUGAAGGAAGAUGCUUAGCUAAAGUUAGUUCUAAUACAUAUUUAUGGGCAUGUAAAAAAGGCCAUCAAUGGGAGGCGCCAUAUAAAAAUAUGAAACAGAAUUAUAGAUGGUGCAAUAUUUGUCCUAAUAUACCAGAAAAAACAUGCCGAUGGAUACAAUGA